AUGAGCCGACAGUGCUACACCUCUGGCUCCAUCCUGGGACGACGAGGCUUUUCCUCGGCAUCCGCCGUCUGCGGCCUGGGCAGGCCCAACAGCAGCUCGGCUUCUGUCUGCCAGCCCGUGGGACGGAGGUGUGGGAUCGGUGGCUUCAGCAGCCGCAGUGUCUGUGACCUGGGCAGAGGGCAAAGGAUUUCCUUUGGUGGGAGCUGCCGCAGCGGGGUCUACGGCGGUGCCGGCAUUGGGCGCUGCGGCGUCGCCUACGGCGGGGGCCGCUUUGGCACCGUCGUGGGCUUUGGGAACUGUGCGAGCUUCGGGGGCCUGGGCAGCUACAGAGGCCUGGGGGAUGGCGUGGCCGUGGGGGGCUACGGUGGUGGCAUCGGCAUUGGCCUCGGCGGAGGGAGGUCCGAGGGGAUUCGCGGCGUCAGCAUCCACCCAGAGCUCCUCAAGCCCCUGUGCGUGGGCGUGGACCCCGAGGAGUGCCAAGUGCGGACCCAUGAGAAGGAGCAGAUCAAGAACCUCAAUAACCAGUUCGCCUGUUUCAUUGACAAGGUGCGGCUGCUGGAGCAGCAAAACAAGGUGCUGACCACCAAGUGGGAGCUGCUGCAGCAGUAUGUGCUCCCAGCAUCCAGGAGAAACUUGGAGCCUGUGUUUGAGAACUUCAUCUGCAACCUGAGGAAGCAGCUGGAGUGUGUGAUGGGGGAGCGUGAGCGGCUGGAGAAUGAGGAGCGGUGCCUGCGGGACCUGGUGCAGGAGUUCAAGUGCAAGUAUGAAGAUGAGAUCAACAAGCGCACGGCAGCGGAGAAUGAAUUUGUGGUGCUCAAGAAAGAUGUGGAUUGUCUCUACCUGACCAAGGAGGAGCUGGAGGUGAGGGUGGGUCUCCUGCGGCAGCAGCUGGAGUUCCUGAAGUGCAUCUACGCUGAGGAGAGGGCUCAGCUGGACUGUCAGCUGUGUGACACCUCUGUCAUCGUGCAAAUGGACAACAGCCGGGACCUGGACAUGGAAGGCAUCAUCAAAAGCGUGGAGUGCUGCUACGAGGAGAUUGCCCAGAAGAGCAAGGCUGAGGUGGAGGCUUUCUACCAAACCAGGCUGGAGGAGCUCCACAGCAGCCGGGGCAAGUUCUGUGAUGACCUGAGGAACAACCAGAGUGAGAUUGCUGAGCUCAACAGGAUGAUCCAGAAGCUGCAGUGUGAGUCAGACAACGUGAAGAAACAGAUCUCAGCCCUGCAGACAGCCAUCUGCGAUGCUGAGCAACGAGGAGACUGCGCCCUCAAGGAUGCCAGGCAGAAGCUGGUGGACCUGCAGACAGCUCUGCAGCAGGCCAAGGACAAGAUGGCCUGUCUGCUCAGGGACUACCAGGAGCUGCUCAAUGUCAAGCUGGCCCUGGACAUUGAGAUUGCCACAUACAGGACGCUGCUGGAGGGAGAAGAGAGCAGGUAG
Molecule: messenger RNA, 1434 nt
Organism: Lonchura striata (white-rumped munia)
Lineage: Eukaryota; Metazoa; Chordata; Aves; Passeriformes; Estrildidae
Product: keratin, type II cytoskeletal 6B-like
Biological process (GO): intermediate filament organization; keratinization
Cellular component (GO): keratin filament
Molecular function (GO): structural constituent of skin epidermis
Source: RefSeq, a predicted model, not a curated record